UUGCUUUUUUAAGUGCGUUUGUUUUAAUGCUUACGCUUAGGCAACACAAUAGAGAACCAUAAUUAACAUAAAUUUCCCUUGCAAUUAUUCCAUGAGUAACCCCACUAUCUAUGAGUUUAUUAUACUCAACCGAAAUGAAAGCUCAGGCAGGCCUUUGUUGUUUUCGGGAAUUGGGUGGUGGAACUUGCAAAAGUUCCCAACAAUCCAUAAUUUUUUUUCCUGCAAAAUCCUAUAGAAAUCAAAUUUACGCAAGUGGUGAAUGUUUUCAAUUUUGUUAUGGAGGUAUGUCUCCUCUGUUUUCUUCUUUUGUUCUUUGCUCGUGCCCAUUGCAAAUCAGAUAUUCACCUCGGCUACAGAGUUACCCUCGCUGUUCCUGUUGAGUACAGCGGCGGAUUCCUUGGGAGAGCUUUUUUGAUAGAGACCAACCAAAUGAAACCCAAUUUUAGGGCUGCAUUGAGUGUAGAACCAAUUGAUGGAAAAUAUUCGUGUUCCUUGGAAGUUUUUCUUGGUGAUGUGAAGGUCUGGAAUUCUGGUCAUUACUCUCCAUUUUUCACGUCAGAAAAGUGCGUGCUUGAGCUGACGAAGCUGGGGGAUUUGCAGUUGAAGGGAGCCAGAGAGCGAGUGGGAUGGCGAACUGGAACUUCUGGACAAGGUGUGGAGAGAUUACAGAUACUGGGGAACGGUAAUCUAGUCCUGGUGGAUGCCCUAAACCUUAUAAAGUGGCAAAGCUUCAACUUUCCAACUGACGUAAUGCUAUGGGGACAGAGACUAAAUGUGGCCACUCGCUUGACUUCCUUCUCCAGCAACUCAACAACGUUCUAUUCCUUCCAAAUUCAACACGACAAGAUUGCUCUCUACCUGAAUUCGGGUAAGUGGAACUAUUCUUACUGGGAAUUUAAGCCUUCCAAGAACAGAAACAUUACCUUUGUUGAAUUAGGCUCACAAGGGUUAGAGUUUUUCAAUGAUAAACAUCACAAAAUCGCGCAGAUUUUGUCGUCCAAAAGGAUUCAACAGCCCCUGAGAUUUUUAGCCCUGGGGAAUAAAACAGGAAACUUGGGGCUCUAUUUUUAUUCUCCUGACAAGCAGAGGUUUGAGGCGGCGUUUCAAGCGCUAAACACCACAUGUGAUCUUCCUCUAUCAUGUAAACCUUAUGGUAUUUGUACAUUCUCCAGCACUUGUUCAUGUAUCCGAUUUCUAACCAAAGAAAAUGGGAUGGAUUCUGAUUGCGGUGAUGGAAUUUCUGGUGGGUUCUGUGGGAGAGAUGAGGUAGAAAUGCUGGAAUUAAAUGGUGUUGGUAGCGUCCUAAGGGCUGCCCCUGUGAAGGUCAAUAUUAGCAAGGAAGCUUGUGCAAAUUUUUGCCUGGAAGACUGUAAAUGUGUUGCUGCAUUAUAUUCCUCUGGCGAGUUAGGAGAAUGCUAUCUUUAUGGAGCAGUGAUGGGCGUCAAACAAGUGGAGAGGGGAACAGGAUCCACCUACAUGGUAAAGGUUCCAAAAGGAACCCAUGUUGGUCAUGCGAACUCUGGACUGAAGAAAUGGGUUUUAGCAAUGGUGGUAGUGAUUGAUGGUUUGGUUAUUUUGUUUGUUCUUGGAGGUCUUGGCUAUUAUUUGAUUCGAAAGAGAAGAAAGAACUUCCAACCACUGAUAAUACCACCUAAGCCUGUUCUGGUGAACUUUGAUUCCAAGUUUCUCGAUAAAGAAUUAAACAUCACGAUUUUGGAUGUUUUCUAUAGGCUGGUUGAAGUUUGCAAGUGUAACGAAAUCGCAUUCAAAUUUGUUGUUUUUUUUUUAGUGAUAAUUCAUAUGGGAGAAAUAAAAAUUUAGCUAUUGAAGUCAAUUUUAUGUUUUUAA
Molecule: messenger RNA, 1848 nt
Organism: Hevea brasiliensis (rubber tree)
Lineage: Eukaryota; Viridiplantae; Streptophyta; Magnoliopsida; Malpighiales; Euphorbiaceae
Product: G-type lectin S-receptor-like serine/threonine-protein kinase SD2-5
Source: RefSeq, a predicted model, not a curated record